AGGGUUGGCAGACAGGGUGAAGUGAAAGCACUGAUGUGUUGCAAAUCUGUCUCUGAGAUAACUUGGCACAAGCCAGGCAGCAGCAGCACCAUGCCCUGUGUGUUUUGGUAGAGCUCGUGUAUUUGCAGAGCAGGCCCAGUUUCUUAUGACUGAAGUGCUUGUUUAACUUCCCAGGACUCUGUCAUCCAGGCUAGCUGUAUUUGAGAUGAUGGAUUGUUUUGUCAGGCUGUUGUCUGUGCUGUCAGAGGAGCACUAUAAAUACACACGUAGUUCUCCAUUUCCCUAUCUCUCACUCUGUAAGAGGAAAUGGGCUUGCGAUUAGCAUUGAGAGGAACUUGUGAAAUGACACAGCUGUACUGUAAAAAACCACCAUCCCACAGACUUUACUGCCAGAGGAACUUGACAGCCAGCACUGACAGAGCCCAGAGCAGGAUUGCCCAAGCCAUGGAGCGAGAGCCGAUGCACAUAAGGGAGGGCUACUUGGUUAAGAAGGGCAGCAUGUUUAAUACCUGGAAGCCAAUGUGGGUUGUGCUCUUAGAAGAUGGAAUUGAAUUCUACAAGCGGAAGGCUGAUAACAGUCCCAAAGGGAUGAUCCCACUAAAAGGAAGCUCUAUUCAGAGCCCAUGCCAAGAUUUUGGCAAAAGAAUGUUUGUCUUCAAGCUCACUGUGGCCAAGCAGCAGGACCACUUUUUUCAAGCUGCCUACCUGGAGGAGAGAGAUGCCUGGGUGCGGGAUAUCAAGAAAGCAAUUCACCACUUAGAUGGAGGCCAAAGGUUUGCCAGAAAAUCCACAAGGAAGUCUAUCAGAUUGCCUGAAACAAUCAAUAUGAGUGCUUUGUACCUCUCAAUGAAAGAUCCUGAAAAGGGAAUAAAGGAGUUGAAGCUGGAAAAAGAUAAAAGAGUGUUUAAUCACUGCUUUACAGGCACCUGCGUGAUUGACUGGCUGGUGUCCAGCAGCUCUGUCCGAAAUCGCAAAGAAGGUCUCCUGCUUGCCUCCUCCCUCUUGAGUGAAGGCUACCUACAGCCUGCUGGGGACACGUCCAAGGCAGCUGCUGAGGGACUGUCUGACACCCCCUUCCUGGAUCUCAGUGAUGCCUACUAUUACUUUCCAGACAGUGGAUUUUUCUGUGAGGGAUAUUCCAGUGAUGAUGAUGUGGUCCUAAAAGAAGAAUUCAGAGGCACAAUUGUCAAACAAGGAUGUUUGCUGAAACAGGGACAUCGGAGGAAGAACUGGAAAGUGAGAAAGUUUGUUUUAAGAGAUGAUCCUGCAUAUCUUCACUAUUAUGAUCCUGCUGGAGGAGAAGAACCACUGGGAGCAAUUCACUUGAGAGGCUGCGUGGUGACAGCAGUGGAAGAUAUGCCAGACACCAAGAAGUAUGAUGAUGACAACAUUCUCUUUGAAAUCAUCACAGCAAAUGAAAUCCACUAUUACUUGCAAGCAGCCUCAUCCACAGAACGUACAGAAUGGAUCAAAGCAAUCCAGUCAGUUUCCAGGACUGGUAAAUGAAGAUGAUCUUCCAACAAGACAGACAAAACCGAAUUUAGCAUUUCACCAAGAGAAAGCAGUAUCAUCCCAAAGGGCUUGUGUGUUGAGAUUGAGGACUGAGUGGAAGUUUCAAUUUUAUAGUGGGCACUAACAAACUAACAUUUUCCACUUGUGUUAUGGUAAUAUUUUACUAAAUUAUAACAUAGAACAUGCCAUAUUAGUGUGUUACUGUUGCCACAGCUGAUAGUGGGAAUCUCACCAUUAACAGGGAACACAGUCAUCACUGACAGAGAGUUCCUCAAUUAAUCACCCUCUUCAGCCUGUGAUGUGUUUCAGGAUUUUCAUGUAUUUCAGUCUUGUCCAGACAAUUUUUACACUUUCUUCUUUACCAGAUCUUGUUGCUGCUUGUUCACUCACACAAAUAAUGCCAUAGAUAUAAGGAAAAGAAGUGAACUCAUUUGGAAACCUGAUCCACUCCUUUCCAAUCUGGCAGCAUUAAGAGAGAGAAGAAUGCAGACAACUAUGGAAACACCAUGUGGAACCAAGUAUAACUUCAUGACAGCAGUAUGAGGAAAAGUCUCUCUUCUCACAGUAUUUCAAACACAAAGCAAUCUCACUCCAAACUCCAUAUCACACAAUUUUAAACCUUGCCAAAUUUCUCCACAUGGAUCCGUGCCAGAACCAUUGUUUCCCUUUAUUUAGGUCUACAAAGCAGAUGCUGGGCUGUUAGAUACUGCACUCUAUUUGGAUUAAGAAUCUUGCAGGAGAAGGGAAAGGAUGCCUGGGUUGUUUACUUGAACUAUGGAUUGAAGGGGUUUUGAUUAGGUUUUCAUUUUUUAACCUCCAGCAACAUAAACAUACUCAGUCCUUGAUUCUGUGCCUUAGCAAUAUAAGAGAAACCUUGUGCUUUUAACUGAAAGAAAUAUUUUUAUUUGAUAGGGUCAGUUCACCUGAUCAAUCCUUGCCUUUUUGUAUGACCGUAUAUCAAACAAACUUCUAAGUCUUAAACUCUAAGGAGGAGUUGAAAAUCAAGUUAAUGUUAGACUGUGCAUGUAGGCUGUUCCUGGUACAGACUGAUGUUUGAGUGAAGGAGACUUCAAAAUCUUUAAAACUUUGUUGAUAAAUCUUAUAAGGUACCUUAUACUUAAGAAUUCUUAUUGGGAUCUCUUCCAACUAAAAAUAAAUGCAGAGCUAAAGCUUCUCUCCAGUUGUGCUUAAUUAUACCUGUAGCUGAGCUAAUGAGCCUGAAGCCCUGUUGCCUUGCAUUACUUAUCCCAAAGUAUAUACAGCCUUGCAGAAGCAGCAGGCUGAGACACUGCAUCAUCAUGUCCAGUUCAGCUGACCAGCAGAAAUCAGCUUCUGGCAGGCAUUUCCUGUCUCUCAUGCAAGCUAUCAGGAUCGUUGAAGUCUGAUGUGUCAUUCUGAGGAAGGAAGACUCAUGGUAAAAAGACCCACUUUUUGCUCAGCCUGCUUUCUUGAUAAUUGCUGCUUAUUUUUGCUUUCAGAGCUCACUAACCCAAAAAUACCCAAGGGCACAGGAAAAGAGAAAAAGAACCACCCCACACAACCAAAUAACAGAAACUUGUCCAGCUUACUAAAGGAGGGAUGUGACUGCCAAAAUUAAACAAAAAUUAAAAUGUU
Messenger RNA from Passer domesticus (house sparrow), 3126 nucleotides. It is a transcript of the gene PLEK, whose product is annotated as pleckstrin. The coding region runs from base 307 to 1506 and encodes 399 amino acids. NCBI's taxonomy places the organism in Eukaryota, Metazoa, Chordata, Aves, Passeriformes, Passeridae. The record is from RefSeq and is a predicted model, not a curated record. Gene Ontology annotation, cellular component: plasma membrane. The transcript is spliced from 9 exons. Gene Ontology annotation, biological process: actin cytoskeleton organization; intracellular signal transduction.